Messenger RNA from Blepharisma stoltei, 207 nucleotides. NCBI's taxonomy places the organism in Eukaryota, Ciliophora, Heterotrichea, Heterotrichida, Blepharismidae. The record is from the annotation of a GenBank genome assembly.
AUGGAUCUUUGAUAUGCGAAAAUUUCCUAUUUCGCGGCAUUCAACUGAUUAAGGUUUUUUUUAUUCUUAGGAUUGAUUCAAAACCUCAGAGAGUCUUUCUUAUCAUCAGGCUUAAAUAGAGCAAGUGAAGAAUCGCUCAUUUUCAUUUUUUCAUUUCUUUGACAGAAAAGUUGCAUCUUCUUUAUGUUUCAACAGCAAGAAUCAUAA